Girardinichthys multiradiatus is the source of this 5709-nucleotide messenger RNA. RefSeq names its product protein phosphatase 1, regulatory (inhibitor) subunit 14Bb (gene ppp1r14bb). Gene Ontology annotation, biological process: regulation of phosphorylation; innate immune response. The transcript has 4 exons. Lineage: Eukaryota; Metazoa; Chordata; Actinopteri; Cyprinodontiformes; Goodeidae. Gene Ontology annotation, cellular component: cytoplasm. The record is from RefSeq and is a predicted model, not a curated record. Gene Ontology annotation, molecular function: protein serine/threonine phosphatase inhibitor activity. Bases 599 to 985 code for a protein of 128 amino acids.
AAAACAGUGUACUAAAAAAAAAAAUACAGUUAAAAUAGAAAGAUUGCAAAAUAAUAUAAAAAAUACACAAAAAGGCGAAAACCCCAAAGUGAACAACUCGAACACAGCACAGCUCGUUCUUUAGAGAACCGAGCCAGAAGAGUCGGAUCCCAGAAAAGAUCCGGAAAGCCCAUCCUGCUGCUCUCCCGGGGGGACAGCGGAACCGAGACACCGACGUGUGAUUCCUCUUUGUACUCAACAGGAAGAGUUGUGGCCGGCUCUGCCUCCCCCCCUUUUUUUUUUUUAAAGAAGCAGCGAGUCUGAAUGCUUUAAAUGUCCCGAUAAGCCGGUUACCCGUCCACUUGAACCGCAGCAGUCGGUCUCUCUUGUUUUGUGGAAGCGGACAUCCCAUGUCAGUGUCCUUUUGAGCCAUUUUGGACAACAAAAGGUCCGGCGACGGUUAUUUUCUUGUUUUCUUAUCGGGAGGGAUUUAAAGUCACACACAGCAGUUUAUUUAAACAACUCGUCGCUCUCUCUAGCCCCCAUUUUUUUUUAAACUCUUCCACACCUCCAGACAGGAGGGGGAUCCAUUUUUUAAUCAUCCCCAAACCUAGCGACAAUGGCAGCUGUAACGAGCCCGGAGACGAGCCCUCAACCUCGGGUAUAUUUCCAGACGCCGGCCGGCACAACGGAGGAACCGGAGACCCCAGUUCGGAAGCAGGGACGGGUUACGGUCAAAUACGACCGUAAGGAGCUGAGGAAAAGACUGAACCUGGAGGAGUGGAUCAUCGACCAGCUAACGGACCUCUACGACUGCGAGGAGGAGGCCAUCCCAGAGCUGGAAAUCGAUGUGGAUGAACUGCUGGACAUGCCCAGUGACGUUGAGCGAGCAGCCAGGGUCAAGGACUUACUGGUUGACUGUUUUAAACCUACUGAGGACUUCAUCUCAGAGCUGCUUGACAAGAUCAGAGGAAUGCAGAAGCUCUCUACGCCUCAGAAGAAAUGAUGGCAUUCCUCCUUUUCCCCCACAUAUUCCCGUUCUCUCCAGCCCUCGUGUCUUGUCUUCCUUCCAAGCCUCACGUUUUUAAUUUAAUGUCUUCUUCUAUUGAAGGUCAUGAAAUGUUACAGCUUAUCCUUGUUUCUGCCUAUAGUUAGACCACCUGGAUUUACCCCCAGUUGUGUUGGUCACUUUUCUUCUUUUUCGUUGUACCUUGAUGGAUUUGGACUUCUUUCAUCAGCAGAAAUUAAUCUUUUGCAAGGCAACUUGUUAUCCAGACACUCUCCUUCCCUAUUGUUUUCAAUAGUCUCUUCCUAAUCUUUCUCUCUUUCCUCCCACUUUCCCAUCUGUCUGAGGAAGACCUGAGUCCCAUAAUUACUGUAAAAGUGGAGUGGCUUAAAGUGGGAAGAAGAACAUGUAAAAUACAAGCCCACCGCCACAGGAAAUGGAGUGAAAACUGAGGAUGAAGAGGGAUGUAGAUUUAACAAAUACUUCAGCCUCCACCAGCGAGAUUAUGUGAAUUUUUUUAACUGUUUAUAAUUGUCCUGGCCACCAUUUAGGGAUUUGUUUUCCUUUCCCAGUUCUGUUUGAGGGCGUAGAGAUCAUCACUUUACUUUAACUGUUUUUUAAUCAUGUUGUUGGACUUGUAUUUUUUGCCAACUAAACACAGACAUUGCUGCAGUGCUGCGUUAAGACUUUUUUGGAGUCUCUUAAAGGGCGUAAAUCAUCAUUUUUGCAACUUCUUCUGUGUUCAGGCUCUUGGCUCACAAUAGUUGCAUUCAUUUCAUGUCUAAAAUUGUAAAAUAGGUUAAAAAAAAAAAGAAAAAGGUGACAGGAAAAAACAGCAAAUACAAAGCAGCCUAACGUUGCUGAAGAGCGAUGACGUACUUCUGGACCGCCAGACCUGGGCAUUAGACCAUAACACCAUUAAUACCCAAGACAAAAGCAAGGGUGCCCAAGUCUAAAGGCUUGACUUUGGGUUCAUAAAGUGAGACUUUAUCUGGAUAUUUUUCCAGCCAGGAGGAUGAAAUCAAGAGAAAUGUCUGAGAGCUGUUCCUUGGAGAUCUAACAAACCAGCAAACUUUGGAUAGGUUUAAAAGCUCUAUUAAGAAUUAUUCCUGUAAUUCACCACAGUGGAGAAUGGCUAUCAUUUAAAACACCAACUGCUGUAUCACCUGAAUUCUUUAUAACACAGAGCCAUGCAGUGAUUGUACAAGUCUUAGCUUCCUCCUCCCAGUCAGUGUUUUGCAAAUAAGGGUUUAGGUGGACUACAUCAGUGUAGCUGUCAAAAAGUUAUUCAUAUUACACUUACUGUCUCAUCAUUUAAAAUCUAUAAGUCCGUCUACAGUUCGCUUUCUUCUAACAAAAUGUUAUUUGGCCCUUAAAAAAACCCCAGUUUAUGUGAAACAUGUUGUUGCUGGAAGGGAAGUUGAGAAACUCAGACGACAUCUGCAGUCCAACCUUCUCCAUCAUUUGACCCAGUGCUAAAGAAAUAAAUGUUACUGCUAAUUACUGAUAAAUGAAUCCAUUUUCUUACCUGAUCAACUUUAUGCUUACAAACAACAGUCAUCUUGGUCUGGCUGUUGACUCCCCGCUGGAGUCAUUCGUCUUAGCCAUUGAAUAAACUGUCUUGUCUCCACAUCCCUUCAGCUUUGGGUUGUUUCAUAAACCUUGAGCAAAAAGGUCUGAAAAGGUCUCCUCCUUACCUGUGUUUGCAGGUAAGGGGCAAAAAUGAUCACUGUGCCCUUUUUCUGUGUUACCAGUAAGUGACCACACAUCCAUUCGACACAUAAUCCUCAAAUAGGGUUUUUUUUUUUUUUGUCAAGAAAACUAUUUGUUCUGUGAUCACCAUGAGAGAUCGUCAUCCAUAUAUCGUGCUGCCUUCCUGAUUCAGUAGGCGUGACUCAAAAUCGUCUUUUUGUUUAAAGAAAUGCGCAUUUUAGAAUUCCGUAUCCACUUUUAAAAAACAAUGGAAAGACUGACAUUUAGUGUCAUACUUUUUUGUGGGUAUUCUGGGGCUAAAAUAUGAUAUAUGCCCUUUUGAAUAAAAUCUGCACUGUCAUUUUUCGGGGGAAGAAAAUCUGAACCUCUGACCACAAAGCGUCGUGUAAAUCUAUCUUUAGAACAGCGAAGAGGAAACUUUGAUGCCUGGAAAUAGUGAUUGAACCUUUAGAAAGACUCACUGGUUAGUCCUUUGGCUGUAAGGCCAGUUUUAGACCUUCAUUGAUUUUUUUUUUUUAUUUGAAGCUAGACCAGAAGUGGAUUUUUUUCAAUUUUAUUUUAGGCUGAAUGUGAAUUUUCGUUCCUCAAUCCAGCCUGCACAUACACAUGUAUGUCUGUGUCUCUAUUAGUGUGUGUUGCUACAUAAUGUACAGCAACAUCUGUCAUAGUAUGGAGUGCUUUUGAGCCUGUAUAUUCUGCUGUUAUGUAGGGCAGAUUUGUCUGGUUUUAUUUUGGUAUGGGACUGGUUCCUGUUUUGAUUUCUUCUUGUCAUUCACACACUGACAGUCAUAAAAGGGAACCCUGUAAAAAGCUGCCUUUUUUAAAAUCACACCACCCUAACCUGACAUCUCUUCCUCUGUUAUUUGCUUCACAUUUUUCUGAACAAAGCAGUCGUUCCCCCAGGCUCCCUCCUCAGCCUGUCAUGUGAGUGGUCUCAUCGAUAAGAUGUCCAGAAAUAGGAGGGAGUACAUGUUUUUUCUUUUUGUUUGUUUUGAAACUGAAACAUCUUUAAUCUGUUUAGCCUUUUUUUCUCUUCUCACUCCACGCACCUGCCUCUCAGACCUGACAUGCGUCCACAGCUGCAGCCUCAUGUCCUCCCUCUCCGAAUCGCACCUGCCAAUCAUCUAAAAGAAUAAGCCAUCUGUUUCUGAUCACCGACCAAUCAGAUCAGAGACCGACACCCGCCGGCCAACAGCAGCACUAACAUGUGUUGCAAUUUGUCUGCACCUGGUGUUACAGGCCUUUUACUGUCUGCCUUUCUCUCUCAACUAUGGCCCAUCUUUAGACUGCUGCUUUCUCAUUUCUGUCCUUCCUCCAUUCCUUCCAUCUUUUCACAUUUUUCCUUCCCUUACUCCAUUAUCUUUUGGGGUUUUUUUAAACAGAUGUUGCCUUAGGUAUAAUUUAUGUUACACAAACCAAAAAAAAAAAAAAGACAGGAGUACUUCAGCUUUUUUGUUACCGAGCAGAUCUACACUGCCUUCCAAAAGUAUAAAUACUGCCAGAACAUUUUCACAUUUUAACACUUCACAGCCACAACCUUAACUGUAUUACAAAGUGAUUUCAUGUAAUAGAUCAACACAAACUAUUGCAUGAUUAUAAACUGCAAGGGAAAGCCUGAUUUACUAAUGUUUUUGAAAAUAAAAUUUGCUUUGUAGAACUACUUCUUAGUUACAGUCUUCUGGGGUAUGUUCCUACCAUGUCUAGAGAUUAAAGCUUUUGCCAAUUCUUUGCAAAACAUCUCAAGCUGAGUCGGAUUGGAUAGAGAGAAUCUGUAAGCAUCCAUGUUCAAGCCUGUAGAGUUCAGGUUGAUGUCCCACUCACGUUUUCCCAUCUAAAAAGUUCAAUUGUGGUCUCAGCACCUUCUUCCACGUUUGCCUCACCUACACGGGUUGUUUCAAACUGGACUUCUUAUGGCUGUCUUCAUGCCACUUCUCAAUGAAAGACAGAUUUGUGGAGUGCACAAUAGUUGUCCACCUGAGCUCUGAGUCUCUGCAGCUCCUCCAGGGUUUCCUUUGCUCCAUCUCUAAUUAUUGCUCUCCUUGCACGGUCUGUUAAUUUAGGUGGACGGCCAUGUCUUGGUAGGUUUCCAGUUGUGCCAUACGCUCAGCUGAUCGUUUGAACCGAGCUCUGUGAGAUGUUCUAAGGGUGGGAUUUUUUUGGGGGGUAUUGGAGUGAUGGGGGCUCAAUACAGAUGCAUCCCACACUUCUCAGAUUUUAUUUGUAAGUACCAUAAACAUAAUUUUCCUAACAAAGUCCUAAUAAAAUCCACGGAGGUUUGUGGCUGUUAAAUGAGUAAAUGUGAAACGUUAUAUGCGAGUGAAUACUUUUGCAAGACGCUCUGCUGUAUGUGGAGAAUCUCUGAUCUAUCGCUCCUUGUUUUGAAAUGUUUUCUUUUUUCUUAUUAGAAGUGAGUGUUUGAUACUUAGGCCUUAUAAAGCGCUUCUGUUUAGGUUAACAAUGUUAUUCUCACUGACCCGUGUAAGACUGGUCUGUUUUUAUCGUGAUCAUCACACCUCUUGAUGCCAAGCCUUGAAAUAACAGUUAAACAAAAAAAAAAAUCCAUUCAGACGCAUUUUUCUGGUGCGAUUGCUUUUGCCUUUAUCUGUGUGCGUUUUCCAGACUGCUCUCUGCGGUUUCUUUGAUCGGUCAGAUUGUUUUAGGCAACUUCAAUCAGUAGCGGAAUUUGAGUGGAUUUUUUUGUGUCUAAAUUCAGGUUUUGGAUUAUAUACAUAUAUAUAUUUCUUCUUAGACUGUUAUUGAUAAGUCUGUUUUUUUACUGUUGGGGAAAAUUGCACAAAGAAAAAAAAAGAUUUAAAAAAGCUACUGAAUAACAUUGAGGCUAAAAACAAGAGCUAAACCAUGCAGAAUGGAGUAAUGGUGGUGGUGUUUUGCUUCGUUUUUGUUUUUGACAAUGAUUAGACAAACACAUGUAGCAAUAUCAACAGCAGGUUUUGUUUUUGCCCGAUUUUGUUACACUUUUAUGCAACUUUAAUAAAAACAUUUGAAAUUGA